AUGUGGCUUGACCGGCUCGGUGCUCACAACAACUUCCAACAGUCCUCCAAUCCAAAUAGCAGGCCCAUUUCCCCCCUGCCUCGACGAGUGUCCAGCCGUGGGAGUCCAUACAUCACAUCACAAUCGCGGUCAGGGAGAGGGUCUGAGGCGUCUCUGGUGUCUUCCAGCGACACCGGGUCCUCUGUCUCCCUCCUCAGAGGGUCAGCACGACCCAAUGGAGGCCAAAUAGGAAGCUCCUCACUCAAGCAGACCACAACUGUCGAUGAUGGAUCCGAGUCGCUGUCCGUGCUCGGCAGGAUACUUGGGAGCGAGGUGGCUACGGAGCGAGCAGAGUCGAGCGGCGCCCCGUCGCCUGUAACACAACUGGAAGACCCAUUUAGCUCUACCAUAACGCAAGAGGAUCUUGAGAUUGAGUUCGACUUUGGCGGGGUCUCUCUGCGGGAGUUCAUAGCCCAGAGCGACGACGAGAGCCCCGACGCAGGUGUACAUAGAUCGCAGUCAGUUGAAGAAUACGAGCAGGCCAAGACUAAGUACGAAGAGCUGCACAAGUCCAUACGCGCGUGCGACGACGUCCUCAGCUCCGUCGAGACGAACCUGACGAGCUUCCGGGACGACCUCGCGGCGGUGUCCGCCGACAUUGAGCACCUGCAGGCGCGGUCCACCGCCCUCAAUGUCAGGCUGGAGAACCGCAAGGCCGUCGAGAAGGGCCUGGGACCCGUGGUGGAGGAGCUGAGCGUCUCGCCCGUCGUGGUCUCUGAGAUCGCCGAGGGCCACGUCGACGAGUCGUGGGUCAAGAUGCUCGCCGAGGUCGAGAAGAGGUCCGAGGCGCUGGCCAAGAAUUCGAAGCAGCAGGGGCAGAGCAGGGCGCUGGCGGACCUGGCGCCGUUGCUGGAGAAGUUGACGCUCAAGGCCAUCGAAAGGAUAAGAGACUACUUUGUCGCGCAGGUAAAAGCUCUCAGAUCACCACACAUGAACGCACAAAUCAUCCAACAGCAAAAGUUCUUGAAAUACAAAGAGCUCUACGCCUUCCUGCACAGACAUCACUCCCAGCUGGCAGACGAGAUAUCCCUUGCCUACAUGAACACGAUGCGGUGGUACUACCUGAACCAGUUUGGGCGGUACCAAAAGGCUCUCGACAAGAUUAAGCUCCAUAUAAUCGACAAGACUGACGUCCUAGGUCACGAGGACACGUCUCGGAAAGCAACAGUCCUGGGCGGCGGCACGAGAGGGCUCGGCGGCCCGCCGCACGACGCCUUCAACCUCGGGCGGCGCAUCGACCUGCUCAAGACGCCCAACCAGACGGCGCUCAGCAGCUACCUCGCCGAGGAGGACCAGUCGACGCACUACCUCGAGGUCCCGUUCCGCAACUUCAACCUCGCGCUGCUGGACAACGCGACGGCCGAGUACACGUUCCUGGCGUCCUUCUUCACGCCGAGCCUGACCCUGGCCAGGGUUGGCAAGAACUUCAACUACAUCUUCGACCCGACGUUCCAGCUGGGCCACAACCUCACGCGCUCGCUCGCGUCCGAGACGUACGACGGCCUGGGCCUGCUGCUGUGCAUCCGGCUCAACCAGCACUUCGCCUUCGAGCUGCAGCGCCGCCGCGUGCCCGCCAUGGACGGCUACGUCAACGGCACCUCGAUGGCGCUGUGGCCGCGCCUGCAGGCCGUCAUGGACGCGCACUGCGAGUCGGUGCGCGCCAUGACCUCUGCCCUGCCGCAGCGGCCCCUCCCCGCGCGGCGACGGCGCGCCACCAGCGCGGCGCCGCACGUCGCGACGCAGCGCUUCGGGCAGCUCGUGCACGGGAUCCUGUCGCUCAGCGGGGGCGGCAGCGACGACAAGCACGGCGGGGGCGGGGGAAGCGGCGACGACGAGCCCGUGGCCGCGUCGCUCGGCCGCCUGCGCAGCGAGAUGGAGGCGUUCCUCACGCGCUACAGCCAGGCGCACUUCGGGGGCGACGUCAAGGGCCGCAAGCGCGAGAGGUUCCUGUACAACAACUACAGCCUCAUCCUCACCAUCAUCGGGGACCUCGGCGGCGGGAAGCUGGCGGCCGAGCAGGUCGCGCACUUUGAGGGGCUCAAGACUGCGUUCCAGGAGGCUGCUUGA
Diaporthe citri is the source of this 2106-nucleotide messenger RNA. RefSeq lists its product as uncharacterized. Gene Ontology annotation, biological process: endocytic recycling; retrograde transport, endosome to Golgi; Golgi to vacuole transport. Bases 1 to 2106 code for a protein of 701 amino acids. The record is from RefSeq and is a predicted model, not a curated record. Lineage: Eukaryota; Fungi; Ascomycota; Sordariomycetes; Diaporthales; Diaporthaceae. Gene Ontology annotation, cellular component: GARP complex. Gene Ontology annotation, molecular function: syntaxin binding. The transcript is spliced from 3 exons.